CGGGGGAGGCAGUCAGCAGAAGGUCGACCCAGAGACCUCCGGAGCAACUGGGAUGUAUUGAUGACUGGUGUGAGAGAGCAUGUGGGGUGGAGCGGCCAGAAGAUCCUGAGGACCUGGGGGAGGAGUGGUCCAGCCUCAGGUCAGUCGUGGCCGCUCCUUCUGCCACCAUGGUCCUUGUAGAUGAGGUAACUGAUGAAAAUGAUACUUAUACAGAAAUUAUCACUCCAGUGACGAACAAUCAGGAUGAAGAAGAAGAUUGCAUAGGAUGCUGCUUCCGGAUCCAAAGGAACAAUCGACAGACGUCACAAAGAUCCACCUCUGGCUGCAUCAGAAAGUUAUGCUCCUGGCGCCACCAGCGAGUGCACCCCGCUAAUGGGUCGGGGACAGAAGAAACCCCGGGCUCCCAUGAAAGGCUGCCCAGCACCGCAGGAGGAAUAGAGGCUCCAAGUGGCUGCACAAUGCCGGCCGAUGACGCAACUAAUAAUAAUGGCAUGGCUUUGGAGCGCCCCACUCCAGUGACAAACAAUCGGGGUGAAGAAGAAGAAGAUUGCAUAGGAUGCUGCUUCCGGAUCCAAAGGAACAAUCGACAGACGUCACAAAGAUCCACCUCUGGCUGCAUCAGAAAGUUAUGCUCCUGGCGCCACCAGCGAGUGCACCCCGCUAAUGGGUCGGGGACAGAAGAAACCCCGGGCUCCCAUGAAAGGCUGCCCAGCACCGCAGGAGGAAUAGAGGCUCCAAGUGGCUGCACAAUGCCGGCCGAUGACGCAACUAAUAAUAAUGGCAUGGCUUUGGAGCGCCCCACUCCAGUGACAAACAAUCGGGGUGAAGAAGAAGAAGAUUGCAUAGGAUGCUGCUUCCGGAUCCAAAGGAACAAUCGACAGAUGUCACAAAGAUCCACCUCUGGCUGCAUCAGAAAAUUAUGCUCCUGGCUCCACCAGCGAAUGCAACGGGCUAAUGGGUCGGGGACAGUUCACCCUCGGCAUAUUUUGGUGAAGGAGUACAGCAGCUCAGAAGAUAUUCCAUCUGACCCCUCACUCAUGUUGUACGAGUGGCCUUACAGAAGCGAAUUUAUUGCGGAGAGCGUUGGCAGCAUCACUAACGAAGAUGAAGAAUGUUACAUGGCAGAUAACGAGAAUUCUGACAAGGAAAGCAGAAUUAAGCGGAAGCGGAAACGCUCCCUGUUCCUGCGUUUAAGAAAAGCAUUUGGGGGGACAGCCUCCGAUGCCGAUGAUGAGCACACCUAGGAAGAGGCAGUGUCGAUGUGGCAGACCGGGGGUGCAAAGAUUGUCAGUUUGGCAUCAAUGACAACCUGGAUGUGAACACCCCCAGCCUACGCCUCAGCACAUCCAUACCAUCAGGACCUCCACCUAAAUAAGUCCAGAAGCAGCCUCACUCAAUGCUCACCUCCUAGGGCACCUCACUUAGUAUAAUCUCCGUUGUUUAACUGCAUAGAUUUAGUGUAUUAGUUAUAUCCCUAGUUUUAUCUUUUAGUUUUCUCUAUAUGUUCUAUAUGUUCAAUAUUUAUCUCUAUGUUCUGUCUUUAUGAAA
Molecule: messenger RNA, 1548 nt
Organism: Sus scrofa (pig)
Lineage: Eukaryota; Metazoa; Chordata; Mammalia; Artiodactyla; Suidae
Source: RefSeq, a predicted model, not a curated record